Chrysochloris asiatica (Cape golden mole) is the source of this 756-nucleotide messenger RNA. RefSeq names its product kallikrein-related peptidase 14 (gene KLK14). The transcript is spliced from 5 exons. The record is from RefSeq and is a predicted model, not a curated record. Gene Ontology annotation, molecular function: serine-type endopeptidase activity. Gene Ontology annotation, biological process: epidermis morphogenesis; proteolysis; seminal clot liquefaction. Lineage: Eukaryota; Metazoa; Chordata; Mammalia; Afrosoricida; Chrysochloridae. Bases 1 to 756 code for a protein of 251 amino acids.
AUGUUCUUCCUACUGACAGCACUUCAAAUCUUGGCUGUAGCCAUGGUACAGAGCCAAGAGGAUGAGAAUAAGAUAAUUGGUGGUUAUCCAUGUAUCCAGAACUCCCAGCCAUGGCAGGCAGCCCUACUGGCAGGUCCCUGGAGCUCCUUCCUCUGUGGAGGGGCCAUGCUGUCUGACCACUGGGUCAUCACUGCUGCUCACUGCGCCCGACCGAUCCUUCGGGUAGCCCUGGGCAAGAACAACCUGAAGAGAUGGGAAGCCACGCAACAGGUGUUACGGGUGGCUCGCCAAGUGGUACACCCUCGCUAUAACUCCCGGACCCACGACAAUGACCUGAUGCUGCUACGGCUGGAAAAGCCCGCCCGUCUGGGCAGAGCAGUGAAGCCCAUCCAAGUGGCUCAGUCCUGUGCCAACCCUGGGACUUCCUGUCGCGUGUCAGGCUGGGGCACCACAACCAGCCCCAUUGCCAGGUACCCCAACUCUCUGCAAUGCGUGAACAUCAACAUCUCUUCUGAGCAGGAGUGCCAGAAAGCCUAUUCUGGAGCCAUCACUCCUGGCAUGAUCUGUGCAGGAGUCCCCCAGGGUGGCAAGGAUUCCUGCCAGGGUGACUCUGGAGGCCCCUUGGUGUGUAGAGGACAGCUCCAGGGUCUGGUAUCCUGGGGGAUGGAGCGCUGUGCCCUGCCUGGUUACCCGGGGAUCUACACCAACCUGUGCCGGUACAGAAACUGGAUCCAGGAAACUAUGCGGGCCAAGUAA